AAGGCACCAUAAGCUCCUCCUCCGGUAGUCCGAGCGGGAAGUUCAGAAAGAUGGCUGCCUCUUUGAAAUAAUAUUCAUAUUUUCUGCUGCUCAUUCAACACAGAAGGCACUUUAGAGGAACUGUAACCGGCUAGUUUGUAUCCACUGACUUCUAUCGGGUCUCAGGCUCUUCUCGUGUAGUUUUAUCGAUAAGUGAAGCCAUCUUAGCCUCUUUUUCAGUGACUGAGGAACAUCUCGGCAGUCAUGUCCAGUGAGGAGACGAGCAGCUCUGCGUCCAGGUGCUUCGGACAGCUUACCUACACAGCUGAGGAGUACCAGGCGGUGCAAGAUGCUCUGCGACAGAAGCUGGGACCAGAGUACAUCAGCACCAGAAUGGCCGGAGGAGGACAGAAGGUAUGCUACAUUGAAGGCCAUCGUGUCAUCAGCUUGGCCAAUGAGAUGUUUGGAUACAAUGGAUGGUCUCACUCCAUUUCCCAGCAGAAUGUUGAUUUCGUAGACCUCAUCAACGGGAAGUUUUACGUCGGUGUCAGCGCAUUUGUUAAAGUGCAGCUCAAGGAUGGAUCGUUUCAUGAGGAUGUUGGCUAUGGAGUCAGCGAAGGACUAAAGUCGAAAGCUCUGUCACUGGAAAAGGCGAGGAAGGAAGCAGUCACUGAUGGCAUGAAGAGAGCUCUGAAAUGUUUUGGUAAUGCUCUUGGUAACUGCAUCUUGGAUAAAGAAUACCUCCUAGCCAUUAACAAGAUCCCCAAGCAGCCACCACCUCCUCUAGAUCCAGCCCGGACUAAGCGUACUGAAGGUGAGCCGUCGGUGGAGAAGGCCCGGUUUGGCAGUCUGCUUCGAGAGGACAGUCUUAUAUCAGCACCAGUUCCUGUCAGGACGCCGCUGGAGCCCAGAAUCAUCAACCAGAAUCAGAGUCAUUCAGAAGUUCACACUCCCAAUGCUCCCGACCCUGCACCUGGCACAAAGAGUGAGAAUAUCAGCUCCAGGUCAGAAACACACACAGACUCUAAACAGCUGAGAAAACUCAGACAGCAGCAGCUUCAGCAGAAGUUCAGGAGAGAGAUGGAGGCCAAGAAGCUGCAGCAGAAGCAAGACCGAGCCAAAUCUGAGGAGGCAGAGGUCACUAUAGGACAAGGAUCCAGUGAAGGUGCUGAAGCUGAACUCAGGAAGUCCACCAGCAGCAGAGAUGUGUAUUUAGCAGAUGACCCUGAGCUCUGGGAUUUCACUCUUUAUGGGAUUGAGGAUCUGGAUGUCCCUGCGGCUGCCCCUUCGCCCAGAGGAACCCGGCCCAGCACGCCUGGGAAUCAUCAGAUGCAGACGCGUAGUAAAACCCCUCAGAGGACCGCGGACAGGCCACCAGAGGCCCGGCCAAACAGCAGAGGACAGGAGCAGGCUCAGUACAGACCUCAGCAGCAGAACCAGUAUCAGGGCAGACCAGGUGAAGCCUCGAGUCCAUACAGACAAGGACAGUUCAUGAAAAAACGCAGGCUGGACACCUGACAUCCAGCGACUAUUUUGCUUUUACUUCACUUUGUACAUUUUAAAUUGUAAAGAAUUGCUGCUUUAUAUACAUCUGGAUACAUGUUUUCUUAUUUUGUUAAAAAAUAAAAACAUAACCAAACUAGGAAUCCUGCCAGAUUUAUUUGAAAAAGUGAAAUUUAAUUUCAGAUGACACAAUGAAAUGACUUUUGAUACAUAACUUCUUAAUUAUCUUUAGAAUGUAGCCAUUUGUUCAUAUUGAAAAAUUAUGACUUUGUUUAAAAACAAAAAUCAAACCUCUACGUAACAAAAACUAACCAUGAUCAAAUUUUUGAAAAACACACAUAAACGUGCCUUUUACCUGAUUUAUCUUUUAUUUUUUUUUUUAAGUUUUGUACAAUGUGAAAAACAUACACAAAACAGACACUGGAUCACAGGAAGUCAGUAAGGAGGGAUCAGAAAUAAGAGUAUAACUGCGUGUCAGUAGGCUCAAACA
Molecule: messenger RNA, 1972 nt
Organism: Oreochromis niloticus (Nile tilapia)
Lineage: Eukaryota; Metazoa; Chordata; Actinopteri; Cichliformes; Cichlidae
Gene: rad52
Product: RAD52 homolog, DNA repair protein
Exons: 11
Coding region: 244-1497 (417 amino acids)
Biological process (GO): mitotic recombination; double-strand break repair via single-strand annealing; double-strand break repair via homologous recombination
Cellular component (GO): nucleus
Source: RefSeq, a predicted model, not a curated record